AUGACUUUAAUCGCUUCAUCAAGUAAACCUCACCAACCAAAGAAAUCAAGAAAAGAAGAAGACAAAGAAAGUUCACAUUCCAAUUCAAAUUCAAGUUCAGAUCAAGAAGAUGACAACUCAGGAUCAGGAUCAGAAGAUGAUGAAAUCAGUACAGAUGAAGAAGGAGAUGAAGAUGAAAUCAAAACGUUGAAUAGAAACAAACAUGGAAACCAAACUCAUCGGAAACUAGUUUGUGAAGAAGAAGAUCGAUCAGAUCAAAGUGAUGAAACUUCAAAUCAUAUCUCUCAAACUACAAAAAAACGUAAAAGAAGAGCCACUUCACCUACUACUUUUGGAACGAUCCUAUCCCAAGCCAUCGAAUCAUCCAAAACAUCAAAUGCACAUGGCCCAGCCACCUCACUAACCCAAUCCUCAAGAGCCGCCCUAAAACAAGCCAAAAAAGAUUCACUCCUAGAAUCCAAUCGAAAAAGAACGGCCUCUAAACGUCACGAGUUACAAGAAAGAGGUCAUAUCAAAGAUGUCAUAGGAGGAUGGACACCUAGACCAGCCUUACCGUUUUCAGAAUGGUUAGUCGGCAGAAAAGGUAUCGAAAUCGAAAUGGUCGGUGGAGUAGGGCACGAGAAAGUCUUGCGAAGGUUGGCUCAAACAGGUGUGGUGAAACUGUUUAAUGCGAUCAGAGCUGCACAAAACGUUGUGGAAGAUGAAGCCGGUCAACCGUUUGCUCCGGUCUCACUUAGUGGAGCUCAGAAACGUAAAUUGAAUAAAUUGGCGGGGUCUAAGCCUUUAGAGAAAUCGGUGGAGCAUGAAAAGGAGGAGAAGGAUCAGACGAAUGAAGGUUUGGUUAGUAAGACUAAAUCCAAUGUACUUGGUAGUAGAGGAAAAGAACAAGCAUUGUCGAAUCUAUCGAAGAUUUCGUUUUUAGAAUUAAUUAAAUCUAGUGGAAUGAAGAAACCGAUAUGA
Messenger RNA from Melampsora larici-populina 98AG31, 960 nucleotides. RefSeq lists its product as uncharacterized. Bases 1 to 960 code for a protein of 319 amino acids. NCBI's taxonomy places the organism in Eukaryota, Fungi, Basidiomycota, Pucciniomycetes, Pucciniales, Melampsoraceae. The record is from RefSeq and is a predicted model, not a curated record. Gene Ontology annotation, cellular component: preribosome, large subunit precursor. The transcript has 3 exons. Gene Ontology annotation, biological process: maturation of LSU-rRNA; maturation of 5.8S rRNA.